GACUGAAUGAUUAUGAAGGAAUGGACUAAUGAACUGAGAGUACUGUUAUUCUCAAUUAUUUGUUUCAGCUUGUUUUCUGUUUCGUGCCUUCUUUUGAAUCCGAAAAGGCUGAGUCGAUCUGUCUUUUAGCCAAAUAUACACGACUCAGAAUUCGUGUAUUCCUGGGGUUAAAUAGCACGAGCUUGUUACGCCCCUAUAUAAUUUCUGCACGCGACUAAAGUUUGUCAAACUAACAGGAAACUGUGUGCAGUAGCCUAGAGAAGGCGAAAUUCACUUCUAGCAAAAACCUUUAAGUGCUCACAGAGAAAUAAUUAUAUUCACACAGAAACGUCUUUUUUAAAAAUGGCACUAUUUCCCAGAUGUCUGCUUCGCGGUGUAAUUUUUCCGGUCAAACAGAUGAAUGGACUGCCAGUGAUUCCCAAAUCCAUAACGUUACAUGAGCGCGCUCGCUACAACAGUAAUUCUGCAGGUGUAAGAGAACGCACCCUUGUAGCAGUCAAACCGGAUGGAGUCCAGAGGCGUCUCAUCGGUCAGAUCAUCCAGCGUUUUGAGAUCCGUGGGUUCCGACUUGUUGGUCUGAAAAUGUUGCCGGUGUCUGACGAGCUGCUGUCACAGCAUUACUCGUCCCUGUGCAAGAAAUCCUUCUAUCCCAGUCUGCUGCACUACAUGACCUCUGGCCCUGUGGUUGCCAUGGUUUGGGAGGGGUAUAAUGUGGUGAGGUCAUCCCGAAUGCUGGUUGGACAUACAAACCCAGCUGAGGCUCCUCCCGGGACAAUUCGAGGAGACUUCUGCAUUCACAUCAGCAGGAAUGUGAUCCACGCAUCUGACUCGGUUGAGGUGGCUCAGAAGGAAAUCGCUCUCUGGUUCCAAAGCUCAGAGCUGAUUGAAUGGGAGUGCUGUGACCAUGACAACCUCUAUGAAAUGGAAGGGUGAUGGACCAAAGCAGAGAGAGAAUUUGCCUUAUUUAUGGAGUGGCCAUUGUAAACCAAAACGAGGCUAUGGGGCACACGACAUAGGAUUGUUGUGUUCUACGCAUUCACCAGUGGGUGGCGAGAAUGCAUUAAUGAUCAAUCAUGCUAUUCCUGUAGAAACUUGUAGCCCAAUACCUGCAGGUAGGCCUUGUUUAAAAAUAGGAUGAUAGAGAAAAACAUCCUUCCAGCUAAACAUUCAAUAAUGAAUAGCCUAUUACAAUACAUUAUAAUAAAUGUGCAGUGAGCAGAAUUUAAGCUUGGCAUUAAGCAUUUCUUACCAAUCAAAACGACAGCCUAAUGUUCUGAGUUAAGGCUAUAUGUUUAGCUUAUUGAAUAACUUGAUGAUAGAGAAGACAAACCAUUUGGUGGAAUAAUGCAUCGUCAUAUGAAAUUUGCAAUGAUGUGACUCAAAAACAGUCUCUGGUAGCCUAAAAGUGACAUCACACUUUGUGUGGUGUCAGCCAACAUCAUGUAUCAUGACUUUCUACCCGUGCUGUGCACUGAUUCAGUGUUGCCAAAGCUCCGCUUACCCUUUCUGGUCCUGCGCUGUGCUUUGUGAGAGGGGAAUGGCCAGCGGCUAGAGCAGCAUGGCAAUGUGUGCUUCUUUUACCUAUAUAUCUAACGGUAUAUUUAUAUUUAUAAUAAUUAUAAUUAUCUUUUGCAUUUCUUAUAUAUAUAUACAUAUAUAUUUUUUUUAAAAAAACACAUCACACUUGCCACUGCCCAUAGCAAGACACCUGCUACGUUUGACAGACAUUCCUGUCAUUUAUAAAUAGAUAGUCCGUGUACCCCAUAGCCUCCUUUUGGUUUACACAAUGGCUGCCAUGUGAAAAAGGUGAAUAAGUGCAAAAGAAAGUCAGCACAGUGACACGACUUCUACCUCAAGCACAAUCGUCUGGCAUCCCACUGAUGACUGCACAUAUAAUCUUAUCAAACCACAGCUUUUCAGGGAGAGAAUGUGGAAAUGGAAGAAAAUCCACAAUGAGAUUGUUAAUGGAUGAUCAUAUGAAGCACCAUUAAACACCUAAUAGUGUAUCAAAACUGUACAUAACACUUACUGCCCUGAUAACCUCAUAAUUAUAUAAUCAAUAAUACAGCAAAAUGGAUAACAACGUCUAAUGCAUAACAGGCAAUAUACUGUAGGCAAUGUAAUCGGAGCAGUAACUGGAUUUCUUUUUCAUAUGAGCUUUUCUAUCCUAAUUACAGUAGAAUGCCAAGUCUGUAAAUACAAUAACUAGUUUAAUGUAAUGUUACAAAAUGUACCAGUAUUGCAAGAGAACAUAUGAAUAAACUAAUGAAUCCAAUGCUGGUGAAACCACACUUUAAACUAUCAUCUAUGCAAAACAUCUGUGGAAAACUAUACUUAGUUUUCUAAAAGGAAAUUAUUUGCUAUUCAUAACUCAUUUAAGAAAAACAAAAAGUUCAAGUUAUUCAAGUCAUUUUUUUAAAUUGUGUGAACAGGAAUGACCCAACAUACCUGUAGUGUUGUCCUUGUAGAUUAGCCAUAACACCAGUGCUGUUAAGUUAGUCAACGCAUGACAUACUGUACAUGCAUGGGAUGUGUUUAUUUUAACAUUAUCUUCACUGAGUGUAAUGAUCUUUAGGUUCAAUGUUUUGAAGGUAAGAUUUUUUAUUGAAGAAUUAAUGAGUAAACCACAUUCCCUCUUUCCACACUGGUUCUCAAAAUAAAAGACAAAAAAAAAAAAAAAAAUUUGUGUUUAAAGAAUGA
This is a messenger RNA of Sardina pilchardus (European sardine), 2700 nucleotides long. It is a transcript of the gene nme4, whose product is annotated as NME/NM23 nucleoside diphosphate kinase 4. Lineage: Eukaryota; Metazoa; Chordata; Actinopteri; Clupeiformes; Clupeidae. Gene Ontology annotation, biological process: CTP biosynthetic process; UTP biosynthetic process; GTP biosynthetic process. Bases 343 to 933 code for a protein of 196 amino acids. The record is from RefSeq and is a predicted model, not a curated record. Gene Ontology annotation, molecular function: nucleoside diphosphate kinase activity. The transcript has 5 exons.